Phialemonium atrogriseum is the source of this 896-nucleotide messenger RNA. RefSeq lists its product as uncharacterized. Lineage: Eukaryota; Fungi; Ascomycota; Sordariomycetes; Cephalothecales; Cephalothecaceae. Bases 407 to 685 code for a protein of 92 amino acids. The transcript has 2 exons. The record is from RefSeq and is a predicted model, not a curated record.
GGCACAACAACGGAUCAGAAGAUAGCCAUAGGCCCUUGGAGGUUCUCCCUCGGCCAGGACACAUAACCCGUGGUCUGCCUCAACAACCUGGCGAGAUUGAACAGAAGAUUCAUGUAAAGCGCGACUGGACUGGAAAUUGGGGCUGGGUUCUUACCCUAGAAGCAUAUACCAAGCCCAAAAGCCCCUAGCUUCCCCCUGGGUCGCCAACGUGGUCAUUACUUUCAAGGACUUGCCAGAACAACUACGACAGGGAGGGAUUUCCUGGGGAGACGCUGAUAGAAACCGGGAUCGCGAUUUUCUACGGGAUGACACAGCCGUCGUUACACACCGCAGUUGGGGCUGGGUGCGCAACUCUGAAUUUUGUGUCCGAGAGAAUGGCGAUUACCUCUGGGGGGCUAUAGUUACGAUGCGGCAUCGCGAUCGGCAGUGGCUCUUGGAUUCGGAUUUUCGAGAGCUCCUUUCCCCUGAAACCAUCUGCCUUGUUGAAGUCGAUCAACGGACAGGGCCAGGAAGGUGCAAAAAGGUGGUGGCGUACUACCAGGACAUGGCGUAUGGAAACGACACAUGGGCCAACCUAUCGAGGCCUGGCAUGACAGGUUGCCCCAAAGACUUGCAAUUUUCAUGCACCCACUGCUCCCCCACUCUCCGAGAAGGGAAGACCAGUAAAGGUUCAAUCAAGCCUUAGGCAGGGCUCAGCGAACUUGCUUGCACUUACUAGGAGUUUAGGGGGGAAACACAAGAAAGCACACACAUCUCUUCCCAAGACUACGGCUUUUGAUCAUGCCUCAGCAUACACAUAUGACUUGGCUUGAUCCUAGGUUUUCUUUUUCUUAAGCCUGCUUAGAAGGUGCAGCCGUAUAUAAGGUGGCCCUCGCUUGUAUUUAUUUUAAAAGCAG